Molecule: messenger RNA, 774 nt
Organism: Clupea harengus (Atlantic herring)
Lineage: Eukaryota; Metazoa; Chordata; Actinopteri; Clupeiformes; Clupeidae
Product: trypsin-3-like
Biological process (GO): proteolysis
Molecular function (GO): serine-type endopeptidase activity
Source: RefSeq, a predicted model, not a curated record
ACAUUAACAUUUAUCUUUGUGUUAGCUGCUGCCCCUGCAAGGAGUGAGGACGAUAAGAUUGUCGGAGGACAUGAGUGCAAAAGACACAGCGUGCCUUACCAGGUGUCUCUCAACGCUGGCUACCAUUUCUGUGGCGGCUCCCUCAUCUCCAGUGAAUGGGUCGUGUCUGCUGCUCACUGCUACCAGUCUCGUAUCCAGGUGCGUCUGGGUGAGCACAACAUAAAGAAAACGGAGGGCACUGAGCAGUUCAUCAACACCGCAAAGGUAAUCCUACACCCUAACUACAACAGCCAGAACCAGGACAACGACAUCAUGCUGAUCAAGCUCAGCAAGGCUGCUGUCCUCAAUCAGUACGUCGGCACAGUGGCUCUACCCUCCGGCUGUGCCAGUGCUGGAGCCCGCUGCCUGGUCUCUGGAUGGGGCAACACCAGUGGAAGUGGCAAUUACUAUCCAAUUAAUCUCAGAUGCCUAGAAAUCCCCGUCCUAAGUGACAGCACCUGCAGAAACACAUACCCUGGUGGUCAGAUCACCGACAACAUGUUCUGCGCUGGCUACCUGGAGGGAGGCAAGGACUCCUGCCAGGGUGACUCUGGAGGUCCUGUGGUGUGUGACAGUGAGCUGCAGGGCGUGGUGUCCUGGGGAUACGGCUGUGCCAUGAAGAACAAGCCCGGUGUUUACACCAAGGUGUGCAACUACAACUCCUGGAUCAGCAGCACCAUGUCCUCCAACUAAACUUUGUGUAGGAUAUGAUAAUAUGCAGUAAAGCUCAUACCA